CUAGCCUUCACGUUAGGUCCCUGCGUCGCCCAGCGAAGUGGUAUUGAACACACUCGGCCCUUUUUAUUACUGGAGGCUGAGUGAAUGACAUGCAAGAUGAUGGAUGCUUUGGCUGUAGUUAGUCAACUGAGGGACUUGGCUUCAGAACCGCAGAAUAGAGAAGCUAUUGUCAAAGACAAGGGAUGUCUUCCAGGCCUCGUGCUGUUCCUGGAACACUGCAAUCUGCAAGUACUGCAUUGUGCCCUUCAGGCACUGCAUAAUCUGGCAGAAUGUCCCUCUAAUAGAGAGAUAAUGAAAAAUGAGUUAGGAUUGGUGAGCAAUCUUGAGAGACUACAGAAAAGGGACGACACAUCAGAAGGCAUCAACGUUUUGGCAACAGAAAUUUAUGAACUGUUGAAGAAGCCUGUACAGACUGUCAAAGCAAGAAUUCAUAAUUCUAGCAGUACAAAACGUGUGCCAGCCCAGUUUUUCGUUAACAGCACAAUUAAGAAAGCAAAAACAAUCACACUACAAAUAGAUGGACUACAUAACAUGGAUAGCCAAAAUAUCUGUGAAGAAGCUUUAUUAAAAGUUAAUGGUGUCAUUAGCUUUACAUUCCAAAUAGCUCUUCAGCGUUGUGUCAUCAGAAUCUAUUCUGAUCUUAAAGUUGAGUCUCUUGCGUCAGCAAUUACAGCAACAAAAAUAUUACAAGCUUAUCAAGUUGUGAAAAACAAGGAUGGAAAAGAGGAUAUCAUUCCUUUUUGCACCAGUAAUGCAAAAAUAGUAGAAAGUCUGAAUUUGCCUGAUUAUCUUCCUGAGGAUGAAAGCCCAGAAAUACAGCAUAAUAAAGCUAUUUCACAAACUGGUGCAAAGGAAAACACAAAUGGAACUUGGUUAAAUGCAGCUGCAAACUUUCUAACCAAAACUUUCUACUGGUAA
Messenger RNA from Chiloscyllium plagiosum (whitespotted bambooshark), 918 nucleotides. The record is from RefSeq and is a predicted model, not a curated record. NCBI's taxonomy places the organism in Eukaryota, Metazoa, Chordata, Chondrichthyes, Orectolobiformes, Hemiscylliidae.